UCCGAGGACCAGAUACGAGCAACCGUGGGGCUGCUUAGCUCCGCUCACACACACAUAUACACACACACAUACACAUAUAUACACACAAACACACACCUCGGGUUGUGUUUUUUCCCCCCUCCAACGGCUCCGCGGCUGCCUAACCUCGGCUCUUCCUGGAAACCAUGGUGGCUAAAAACAGAAAACAGACCGGGAAGAGUCCAGCGACCCAGGCUGACCGCGACAAGAGCCCGCUUGUUUCGCCCCCUGGCAAAAGUAACAUCAGGCGACCAGGCAGGGAGGGCAAAGCUUUCACCGGCUCUCAUCCAAACGGGCUCUCGGGCAUCAGACACAAGCUUGGGCUAACUCCCUCUGCAGUCGUGAAGCUGGGAAUCACUCUUCUCCUCGCUGCUUUGACUGGAUAUCUGCACUGGUAUCACCUCUCACAGCUGUUUGAGAAUGACAGACACUUUUCACAUCUGUCAAACCUGGAGAAGGAGAUGGCUUUUCGGACAGAAAUGGGUCUGUACUAUUCCUACUACAAAACCAUUAUUGAGGCUCCCUCUUUCCUGGACGGCCUCCACAUGGUCAUGAACGAUCGGCUGACAGAGUAUCCCCUGGUUAUUAACACACUGAAGAGAUUUAAUCUCUAUCCAGAGGUGGUCCUGGCCAGCUGGUACCGGAUGUACACAGGUGUAAUGGGCUACUUUGGGAUUCCCACGAAGAUGUGCUGGUCCAUCAACAGAGGAGAGGGACUCACUCCUGUGGAUAGCUGCGAAGGCAUGGGUGACCCGGCAUAUUUCUACGUGGCCUGCGUGUUCCUGCUGAACGGCGUGAUGAUGAGCCUGUUCUUCAUUUACGGCGCCUACCUCAGUGGCAGCCGGCUGGGCGGUAUUGUUACCACAAUGUGUUUCUUCUUCAAUCACGGCGAGAGCACCCGUGUGAUGUGGACUCCACCGCUGAGGGAGAGCUUUGCUUACCCAUUCUUAGUCCUGCAAAUGCUGCUUCUCACCUACAUCCUACGGACACGGAACCCGAGCAGGACGGCCAUGGUCGCUCUGGGCAUCUCCAAUUUGUGCUUCAUGCUGCCUUGGCAGUUCGCCCAGUUUGUGCUGCUCACUCAGGUGGCUUCUUUGUUUGCCUCCUACAUCCUGGGUUACCUCGGCGCCGCCAAGAUGCAGUCCAUCCUGGUCACUCAUAUGAUCACGCUCAGCGUCUGCUUCAUCCUGAUGUUCGGUAACUCCAUGCUCCUCACGUCCUUCUACGCCUCCUCGCUCGUCUCCAUCUGGGCGAUCGUUGCACUGAGGGAUCGGUUCGCUCAAGUUUUCAGACCCGGCAUCGUCAUCUGGGUGAUGCAGGUGAUGGCGUGGGUCGGCUCCACAGUUCUGCUCAAAUUCAUGUUGUCCACAGUCCUCGGCGCCUCUGAUGAUGCUCACAUCAGUGGACUGAUCAAGUCAAAGUUCACCAGCUACAAGGAUUUCCACACUCUGAUGUACACGUGUGCUGCAGAAUUUGACUUCAUGGAGUUGGAGACCCCUGUACGUUAUCUCAAAACGUUGCUGCUGCCCAUCAACAUGCUGGUGGUUGCUCUCAUUGCUGUCAGGACCAUCCAGGACGUAGUCCGCUUCCUGAGGGACGGAGGGAAGGCGUCUGGCAGGAGCGACGAUGCUGAUGAAGCUGCAGGGUCUGAGAUAGCUGCAAAAGGAGAGCUGGUGUACCACAGUCUGCAGCUGGUGGCAUUUGCUGUCCUCGCCAUCCUCAUCAUGCGUCUGAAGCUCUUCCUGACCCCGCACAUGUGCAUCAUGGCCUCGCUCAUCUGCUCCAAACAGUUGUUUGGCUGGAUCGGGGAGAGGUUUAAGCACCAGAUUGUGGUGUUUGCCGUCAUGGCCGUCAUGGCUGUUCAGGGAGUGGCCAACCUGCAGGCCCAGUGGGGUAUCAUCGGAGAGUUCAGCAACCUGCCGCAGGAGGAGCUGCUGGACUGGAUCCAGGACAACACCCGUACUGAUUCUGUGUUUGCGGGAGCGAUGCCCACCAUGGCCAGUGUGAAGCUGUCCACAGGUCGACCCAUCGUCAACCAUCCCCACUAUGAGGACACUGGUCUGAGGGAGAGAACCAAGCUCGUCUACUCCAUGUACAGCCGCAUGUCUGGAGAAACGGUGAAGAGGAAUCUGAUGAAGCUGGGGGUGGACUUCUUCGUCCUGGAGGAUUCCUGGUGCACCAGGCGAACCAGGCCCGGGUGCAGCAUGCCGGAGAUCUGGGACGUUGAGGAUCCCCAGAACGUUGGUAAAAUCCCCCUCUGCACCCACAUGUCCAGGAACUCACGCCCCCACUUCACCACAGUCUUUUCUAAUGACAUUUACAAAGUUCUCAAAGUCCCCAAAGUCACCAAAGACCUCAGAUAACAGCGCUGGAUGGGCCGGUCCAGCACCAAACGUCUUCUUUCCACCACUUCUUUUUUAUAUUCUUUUUUUUUUUUUUUUUUUUUUUUUUUUUUUUUUUGGUCAGUCACUGCCGUUGCUGCUUUUUACCUCCCAAAACUCAAACCGGUUCCCCCUUUUUUCGCGGUGCUUAGAUUCAUUGAGUGGUGGACAGGUAACAGGUUGGAUAUGCCAAAACAAUCUGCCAUGAGUCUCUCCGCUCUUGGUAACCUCAUGGUUCUCAGUAUUUCCCUGUUCCCCACAUUUUUGCCAAUCAUCCUUCUCGCCUUGCUUCGUCAUCCGGCGACGUCUCCCAUCAUGCUCCAGUCGGUACCCAAGUGAAAGCCAAAAGGUGUUGUAGCUCCUCGUUUAGCUUGUUACAUUAGUUCUGUUACAAACAGCCCUUAUUUGAAGAGAAGCUGUUCAAACUUCAUUUUUCACUUUAUGUAAUAACGUUUCUGUGACUUUCGCUUAAGAAGUAAAUUUUGUCUGGCAGGACCAAUCGAUGAUGUCCACAUACUGUGAAGCAAUACCCUUUGCAAACUUGACAAAAGCUGACUUCUUCUAUCGUCAUGCACAGUGUUGAUCUGUGAAAAAAAAAAAAAAAUGAUAUCAGAUUUUUUUUAUAAUUUAUUUGUGUGAAUAUUUUUAUGGAAAUUUUCUUUUGAAGCCAACAGUGUUUUAAGAGUCUUGAGAAUCACAGAGAAAAAUUCAGUUUAUUGUGUUUGGAAGCUUUUAAAAUCUUUUUAAUACAUAUCAUUCAGCAUCAGUGUCCAGCUCCGCUCCACUCAAGAAUAAUUCAGUUAUAAACUGUUUUGUUUUUUGUGGCCAAACAUUGUAAAAAAAAAAAACAAAAAAAAAACAGUAGUUUUAACCUAACUGUGCCCUGUUACAUCAUCUUUGUAAAUACGCAAACUGUUGUUUUGUACAAUACCGACAUACGGCCUUUAAAAGGUUCUUUGUGUUUUUCUUGAAUUAUUGUUUAUUGCCAAAGGAAAGUCUUGUGAUCAAAGCUGGGUGUUCGGGGUUCUGUAGCAUCAGUGUGUGAGUUCUGUUACAGCCAAUCCAAACUAUUCGUAGCAGUGAAUUUAAUGUAAUUGGUAACAGGUGUUUGGUUUGUCCUUGUUUUGGUUUGGGUCACAAUGAUGAAUGUUUAUUAUUUUAAGAAAUAUGAUUAAUUCGCUUCCUUGCCGAGAGUUGAAUGAGAAGAUUGUUACAACUCAUGUCUGUAAGGUAAAUGUGAAGUUACAGCUGGCGGGGCUUUUAGGCAAUUCAAAGUGCUUUACAGAGGCAUAUAGUGUUAAGAUGACAGUACAAUAGCAUUUAAAAACAAUAAAAACAAAUUUGAAUAAAUAAAAGUAUUUAAAGAAGUCAAAUCAAGAUUGCAUAAAAUCUGGUAAGAAACUGAGGACACCAUUUGUGAUAGAAGACAUUAAAAACAAGCAAAUGCAAACAUGGCACAAGUUUAAAAAGAUGUAAUAUAUGUGAUUUAUUGGCAAAUAUUAACGUUUUAAAGGAGCUGUUUGUAAGAUUUGUUAUUGCUAUAUAGCUAACCUUAGCAUCAACAGCUGUUAACUUCAGCAACAAACUUCAUUCCUUUUAUCGCCAAGAGCUGCCUCCAGUGGUGGAA
Seriola dumerili (greater amberjack) is the source of this 4026-nucleotide messenger RNA. It is a transcript of the gene dpy19l1l, whose product is annotated as dpy-19 like C-mannosyltransferase 1. The record is from RefSeq and is a predicted model, not a curated record. NCBI's taxonomy places the organism in Eukaryota, Metazoa, Chordata, Actinopteri, Carangiformes, Carangidae. Gene Ontology annotation, molecular function: mannosyltransferase activity. The coding region runs from base 165 to 2381 and encodes 738 amino acids. Gene Ontology annotation, cellular component: nuclear inner membrane. The transcript has 22 exons.